Messenger RNA from Mangifera indica (mango), 411 nucleotides. RefSeq lists its product as uncharacterized. The transcript has a single exon. NCBI's taxonomy places the organism in Eukaryota, Viridiplantae, Streptophyta, Magnoliopsida, Sapindales, Anacardiaceae. The coding region runs from base 1 to 411 and encodes 136 amino acids. The record is from RefSeq and is a predicted model, not a curated record.
AUGGCAGAGAAGGAAGGAGGAAUUGUGAAGAAGGGUCAUGAAGAAGGAAUUCGGAUGGCUGCUUCUCUUCUUGAAGAGUUUGGCCUUCCUGCAGGACUUCUCCCUCUUGCAGAUGUGAUGGAAGUUGGUUACGUUAAGAAUACAGGCUACAUGUGGAUUUUGCAGAAGAAGAAGGUUGAACACAACUUCAAAAUGGUCAGCAAGCUUGUGAGCUAUGACACUGAAAUCAAUGGUUUUAUCAGCAAGAAAAAGAUCAAGAAGCUCAAGGGAGUGAAGGCUAAGGAACUUAUGCUGUGGCCGCCUGUCAAUGAGAUCACUGUUGACGACCCGCCCACUGGAAAAAUUCACUUCAAGAGUCUUGCCGGCAUCACCAAGACUUUCCCAGUUGAGGCAUUUGCUGCUGGACAGUGA